Messenger RNA from Eriocheir sinensis (Chinese mitten crab), 8838 nucleotides. RefSeq names its product serine/threonine-protein kinase Genghis Khan-like (gene gek). Gene Ontology annotation, cellular component: cytoplasm; cytoskeleton. The transcript has 37 exons. Lineage: Eukaryota; Metazoa; Arthropoda; Malacostraca; Decapoda; Varunidae. Gene Ontology annotation, molecular function: protein serine/threonine kinase activity; ATP binding. Gene Ontology annotation, biological process: actomyosin structure organization; peptidyl-threonine phosphorylation. The coding region runs from base 828 to 6404 and encodes 1858 amino acids. The record is from RefSeq and is a predicted model, not a curated record.
CGCGCCAUCUAUUGCGGGGGUUCAAGGGGCCGCCAGUACGAGGUUGGCCGCCGGCGGGGUCAGUGUACAGUGGUUCCGUGUCUCCGCUCCGAACUAUGGAAUAUACCUGAAAAACCACGCGUUAUUCCGAGGGCAAUGGGCAGAGGUGGUCCAACACAGCCCGGCGCCACCCAGGGAGGAGCAGCAGACGCCGCCACCGCCACCACCACCUGCAGCAGCCCCAGUGCCCGUGCUGGGGGGGACUUGUGACGAGGGGGGCGCCAGUGUGUGUUGUUACUCCUCUCCGCCACCACCACCACCACUGUUACUACUCCUCAUGUGCCUUCACCCACGCCCGACGCAUUGCUCACCCACCACCGACACUCCCGCGUCCGUCACCGUCAGCCAUCAUCACCACCAACGCCAACACCGCCGCUUCCACAGUCGCCGUCGCGCGGAGCUGAAUUAAGAGUAAUAUUAGUGAUUUGUCUUGAUUGGAAAAGGAAAAGAGAGGUAUUUAUUUGAAAGCGUUGCGUGCGAGUCUGGAGUACUACUAGAGCCGCUAGGUGAAGGUGGUGGUCGGGUCCACGGGUGUUGCUGCCGCGGGUGUGUCGCUGGCUGGCUGGUGGCGUCCGGCGGUGCAGCGUCGCGUGUGUGCGUGUCGGCUGCCUGGGGCCAUGCCGGGCAGGUGACGUGCACGCCCACGCCUCCUGUCGCCUACUGCCGCCCGCCGCCCGCCGCCUGCCGCCCACUCCGGCCUCACAUGGCGCCUUAAGUGAAACCAGUUCUUCCGUGCAUGCGUGAGUGUGUUGACAGUAUUAGCUAAGGACACCACACCCUCCCUCCCGAUGAUGGGUGACGGGCAGGAGGACGCGGGGGGAGGAGGAGGAGGAGGAGGCGGAGGAACUAGUAGUGGAGGAAGUGGAGGGGGAGGAGGAGGUGGUGGUGGUGGUGGUGAAGAGAAGGGGACGGUGGACCUCGUGGCCACCACCUCUGCCGGCCUGGCCGCCAGCAGCGGCGCCGGCGGCGGCGGCAGCGGCGGCGAUAGUGCCGCGGAGCAGCGGCUGCAGGAGAUGGAGCGGCUGUUCCUGGCCGGCCCCGGGGAGGCGAGCGGCCAGUCAUGCUCCGUCGAGACGCUGCUUGACGUGCUGCUCGUCCUCUUCGAUGAGUGCACCAACUCCUCCCUCCGCCGCGAGAAGACCGUCUCGGACUUCAUCGAGUAUGUGAAGCCGGUGGUCCAGCGGGUGAAGGCCCUCAGGCUGUCGCGGGAUGACUUCGAGGUGAUCAAAGUCAUCGGGCGCGGGGCCUUCGGCGAGGUGUGCGUGGUGAAGCUCAAAGGCACCGACCGCGUCUACGCCAUGAAGAUACUCAACAAGUGGGAGAUGCUGAAGAGAGCGGAGACGGCUUGCUUCCAUGAGGAGAGGGACGUGCUGGUGUUUGGUGACCGCCGAUGGAUCACGAAUCUCCAUUAUGCCUUCCAGGAUGACAACAAUCUGUACCUGGUGAUGGACUACUACUGUGGCGGGGACCUGCUCACGCUGCUCAGCAAAUUCGAGGACAGACUUCCAGAGGACAUGGCACGCUUCUACAUUGCGGAAAUGAUUCUUGCCAUUGACUCCAUACACCUGCUGAAGUAUGUUCACCGAGACAUCAAGCCAGACAACGUGCUGCUUGAUGCCAAUGGACACAUCCGUCUCGCUGACUUUGGCUCGUGUCUGCGGCUGCAGGAGGACGGCACAGUGCAGAGCAAUGUGGCCGUCGGCACCCCGGACUACAUUUCCCCGGAGAUUCUAAGAGCGAUGGGAGAGGCACAGGCCAUGGAGGAUGGACAGGGUCGGUAUGGGCGGGAGUGUGACUGGUGGUCCCUCGGCGUGUGUAUGUAUGAGAUGCUGUUCGGAGAAACGCCCUUCUAUGCAGAGUCACUUGUGGAGACCUACGGGAAGAUCAUGAAUCAUAAGAAUUCAUUUGACUUCCCAAGUGAUCUAGGUUAUGGUGUCUCAGAAGAAGCAAAAGAACUCAUGAAACAACUAAUAUGUUCCUCGGAGUACAGAUUAGGAAAGAAUGGCAUUAACGACUUUAAGCAUCACCCAUGGUUUGUUGGUGUAGACUGGGAGACUCUAAGGGACAGUUCAGCACCAUACAUCCCUGAGGUCUCCAGCCCCACGGAUACCAGCAACUUUGACGUGGAUGACUCAGAAACCAGGAGUCAGGAUGCCUGUCCACCCCCUGCUAAUCCGGCCUUCUCUGCUCUCCAUUUACCUUUCGUAGGAUUUUCAUUUACUCAGGGGAGCCAAAUAGGUGAUAAAGGUUGCCUAUUAACAUUAUCCGUAACUACGUCAGUCACAAUGGCCACCACAAACGAUUUAGUAUCCUAUGAGAGGCGUAUCAAAUGUCUUGAAUCAGAAAACAGAGAGUUGCUGCAAAAGGCCGACAGAAUAGAUGGAAGCACCAGUCCAUCCACGGGUGACGAGAUGCAGAAGAUGGUAGAGCAGACGCAAGCUCUUACCAAGCAGAAUCAAGAUCUCACAUAUGAAGUGACAUGCCUUAAAAGACGACUCUCAGAGGGUGACACUGAAGCUGACGGAAAAGUGAAGGAGUUAGACAGACAGCUAAAGGCUUUUGUGCAAGAAAAGGAAAAUAUCGGAAGGGAAAUGGCAGACCUACAGGAGAGACUAAACUUGCAGACGAAGGAAUUGCAAGAUGCUUUGUCCCAAAGGAAAUUAGCAAUGUCAGAGUAUAGUGAAGUGUCUGAUAAGUUAACGGAAUUAAGAAAUCAGAAACAAAAGUUGUCCCGACAAGUACGAGACAAGGAGGAAGAACUUGAGACAGCAAUGCAGAAAAUUGACACCCUCAGACAAGACCUUCGUAGAGCAGAGAAACUGCGCAGAGAACUGGAGAGCCGGUCAGAUGAGGCGGAGGCAGAAGCCAGCAAAGAGCGCAAACUGCGAGAGCGCUCAGAGGAAUACACUCGCAGCAUAGAGGGAGAGUUGGAAAAGAUGCAGCAGAGACCACACGGCAGAAGUCCAUCUCUAAACUCCAUUGAGGCAUCGCAGGAGGUGUCCAGGUUGAAAUCUGACCUUGAACGAGUAUGUGUAGACCAGGAGGAGCGAGCACAACAACAGGCCUUGCGACAUGCCCAUGAGAUGUCCACUAUGAAGGAUCAGUUGGCUGAAGCAGAAUCUACGAAGAACUCACUCCAAAACGAGGUCAGCAUCCUAACCAAGAAGGUGGAGCAGCUGAGGAGUGAGCUAGAGAAGAGGACAGAGGAGCAGGAGGACUCUGUCAUGGAUGUGAAGCGUCGCCACGAGAGAGAGAAGAUCAUGAUGCAGGAUGAGAACAAGAAGCUGCUCAGCGAUGUGGAGAGGUUGACGGAAAGUCUGAAUAGAAUGCAGAAUGAGCGUCGGUCACUGGAAGAAGAGUACGAUGACCUGAGAAAUAAAAAGGAAUCUAUUGCACAGUGGGAAGCGCAGAUUACUGAAAUCAUCCAAUGGGUGAGUGACGAGAAGGAUGCCCGCGGCUACCUUCAGGCUCUUGCCACGCGCAUGACAGAAGAGCUGGAGUCCCUCAAAGUCUCGGGAGUGGUGGGCAGUGGCUCCUCCGUCCUCACACCUCCAGAGAAGAAUUGGCGUAACAGACGGUCCCAGAAAUUAGACAAGAUGGAAUUACUGAAUCUCCAGUCAUCUCUCAAUUCUGAGAUCCAAGCCAAGCAAGUCAUAUCUGAAGAGCUGAGCAAAGUUCGUGCCGAGUUGGUGGCAGCCCAGAAGGAUGUGAGGGAGUUUAAACAGCGAUAUGAAAGUGUGUCCCGUGAAAACAUGCGCAAGGAUAAGCAAGUUCGAGAACUACAGAGUCGCCUGGAAGCUGGUGAGGGCUCUGCCACGCAGGAACGCAAGACUCGAAAGUUUGUUAUGGAGCGGCCAGCCUCGCAGAUGUCCAUCCUGGAGCAGUUUUUGAAAGAGAUGCCCUUAGGGCGCGGCGGCUCUUUGGAGUCUGAGGAAGGGGACGUGGAGGACAACAGGGCUCCUUCAGUCCCCUCCCUCUCCUCGUCACGAUCAUUCGUCAGCCAGCAGGAGCAGCUGGGCUCCCCAAACAUGGAGUGUCGCCCCCUGCCACCCCUGCCUCAGACUGCCACCAAUGUGCCGCCUGGAGUGUUACCCACCAUGACCCACCAGCAGCACACCUCUGCCUUGGGUCUCUCGGGUGGCAGCAGCAGCAGUGGUGGGGGGCCAUCACCUCACAUGAUGAAGCAGAAGGCUCACCAGUUCCUCACGCGUUCCUUCCCCAACCCCAUCAAGUGCUCCCACUGCACCUCCCUCAUGGUGGGCCUCACUCGCCAAGGGGUUGUUUGUGAAGUCUGUGGGUUUGCCUGCCACACCACUUGCAAGGAGAAGGUUCCCCAGAUUUGUCCAGUGCCUCCCGAUCAAACUAAAAGACCUCUUGGUAUUGAUCCCACGCGAGGCAUUGGCACAGCUUAUGAAGGCUUCGUCAAGGUGCCCAAGCCUGGAGGAGUCAAAAAAGGAUGGUCCAGACAGUUUGUUGUUGUGUGUGACUUUAAGCUCUUCCUCUACGACAUAUCCCCGGAGAGAAAUGCCCUGCCUAGUGUCUGGGUGAGCACCGUGCUGGACAUGCGGGAUGACCAGUUUGAGGUGUCCACUGUGCGGGACUCUGAUGUGAUUCAUGCCAACAAGAAGGAUAUUCCAUGCAUCUUCAGGGUGACCACAUCCUCCAUGGUGGGAGUGCGGCAUCACACACUGAUGCUUGCAGACACAGAGAACGAAAAGACCAAGUGGGUGGUGGCACUGAAUGAGCUGCACAGGAUACUGAGGCGAAACAAACUACCCAACAGACAGAUAUUCAAUGCCCAUGAGGUGGUGGAUGGCAGUGUCACACUAAUUAAGAAUGCUGUGUGUGGCACCAUUAUUGACCCCGACCGUCUGCUGCUUGGCGCCGAGGAGGGACUCUUCUGUGUUGACCUUGAUAACUGUGAGAUUGCCAGGAUAGGAGAUGGCAAGAAAAUCGUGAGUCUUGAGUACAUUGCAGAAGAGCAGCUGAUCAUGGUGAUAGCUGGACGGCAACGGCAGGUCAAGCUGGUUCCUGUGAGGGCCCUCGGAGGGGAUGAUGUGGAGUGGAUCAAGGUUUCAGAAACGAAGGGUGCCAUUGCUUUCACGACUGGAAAGUUCCGAACUCCCAACAAUCUUGCCUUUACUUACUGCUUGUGUGUAGCUGUUAAGAGACAAAUUCUCAUUUAUGAAAUUAAUAGAGCAAAGGGCCGGCACAAAAUGUUCCGCUCCAUCCUGCUGCCGCAGCCGCCCCAGAGCCUAGACAUCCUGGGUGAGGGGCGGCUGGCUGUGGGCUUCCAAUCUGCCUUCACCAUAUAUUCCAUACUGGGGGACCAGCAUCCUUUGUCUUUAGUUCAUCCUGAGAGUCAGUCAUUGAGCUUCCUAUCCAUGACCCAGUGUGAGGCACUCAGCUGCAUUGAAGUUACUCGAGGGGAGUACCUAUUGGUGUUCAACCUCCUGGCAGUGUAUGUAGAUGCCUCUGGGCGCAAGAGCCGGGAAAAGGAGCUGAUGUAUCCAGCCUUACCUACAGCUGUUGCGGUGUGUGACGGACUUCUGCUGGUGUACAGCGACAUCCACAUUGAUGUGUUUGAGGUGCUAUCUGGGGACUGGGUGCAGACCAUCAACCUGAAGCGGACCAAGCCUCUGAUGAGCACUGGGAUCCUCAACAUGGUGAUGAUCAGCGACCUGCCCCAUGUGGCCUACCUCAGGAAUCUGCACAAAGAGGAAAUUGUAAGAACAGGCUUAGAUUCUAAUGGGCGACCAAAGUCCAGAAGAAAGUUCUCAAUGCGGGAAAACAGCAAAGCCACUCGCACAACUGACCGCCGCAGCAAGCUCAUCUCAGGACCCACCAAUUUCAACCACAUCAGCCACAUGGGUCCUGGUGACAGUAUAGAGAUUCAGCGCCUGGUUGACUUGCCUUCUCGUCGGAGCUCAGCUGCAGAACAACGCACACAACAGACACAGCCUAUCCACAGGGUACGUAGUAUGCUGCAAACCAGUGGGAAACUGGCACCCCCCAGGCUACCCCAGGGUCCUGAGCCUCCUCGCCGCUCUUUCAGCCACCAGCCACUUCCCCAACCACACUACUCUAAUGUUCAUAAUGGUAGUGGACCACCACCUCCCAUGACCAGCUCUAUACGAAGGCCAGGUAUGCCACCUCUGCCCCCCACCUCUGCUGCCCCCCAGCACCUCCCCCCCCAGCGCUCACCGGAAGAGCCUCGCCACCAAAUCAUCCACCAGCUGCAGGAGCAGGAAUGCGGUGACACCUCGCCACGCCAUUCCAUUGCUUCCAACACGAGCAGCAAUCUGUCCUCGCCUCCCUCCCCGGGCCGGCCUCCGGACCACCACUCAUCCUCCUACGACUCCUAGGGGUGCGUCUGGCCUGGGGAGUGACUCUGAGCAGGUUCCUCACAGGCUGGGCUUCAUGGACCACCACAAUCCUGUAAUAACUUUGGUUUUCUAUAAGGAUAUACAUUGGAAUUUUAAUGCUCACUCACAAUAUGUUUUUUAGAGUUUCUUUUAAAGUUUUUUAAAAUGUGGAAAGAUAUUAGUAGUUCACAUGAUUGUCACAACAUUAUUUUAACAAAUUGUAGGGCAAAAAAGGGUCACAAAUCAAAAUACAGCAGGACUUGUGGAUGUCCAGACCCAGGUGGGCGGUGAUACUCACUGCACCUUGUGAUAGAGGCAAUACUUAAUCAAACACAUUUGUGAAAUAUAUGAAGUUAUAGCCUUUGUACAUCUUGAAGCAUUACCUCUCCUCUAACAGGCUGCCAGGUACUGUAACUGAGAUGCAUUAGUACUUACAAAUAUAUAAUUAUGGAGAAUAAUGAAGUAUUCUCAUAGGGAACAAGUAUUUGGUUUUGUCAUUUGUAGCAUUGAGGAAAGUAUGGAUUUUAUUAACAAAUUCCAAUUUUAUAGUUAAUGGGCAGCUAUGAAAAGGUUCAAGCUACCUGUUGGUGCUUUGAUUGUCUUAUGUCAUAUAUUGGAUGUAAGCAUUAUAAUUGCUUGUAACUCACAUUGUAUGUAUAAAAUCAUCUUUGUUGAGAUUCUGCAGGAAUUGGAUCAUCAUCCCUGUUGUUUCAGGUUCCCUCAUAUACUGGUUGUCUUCUUCAAAAGCUUCUGCUAGUCAUUCUUUACUCUUAAGUAAAAACUCAAGCCCAAAGAAACUGACUGGAUGAAGGUGAAAACUUGGGGUGGUUUUAUAUGUGGGCAGAAUGUGAUUUGUGAUUGCUGUUUGGGGGGGAAGACGGGGUAGGACAUGAUAGCAAUACUAAAUAAAAUAGCUGUAAUACAUAAUAACUGUGUUUGGCGAGGUGAGUCACUCAGUGCGCUGGCUCACUAAUGUGGCUGAUGUAAUAGAUUAAAUAAUAUCUGUCUGUGUACUAUUGCAGAUGUCAGAAGGAAAGAAUUGUUUAGAAGGUUGAUUGGUGGAUUUGUGGCAUUAUAUGAUUGUUGAGGCAGUGCUCUCCCAUGGCGUAUAAUUUACUUGGCAGUAUGUCUUGAGAUGAUUGAAAUACAACCUUUUUUAUGUGGUUACAGAAAGAACAAGUAAUUUUUUGUGGCUUAUGUGACCAUGAAAAGUUUUCUUAAAAGUUAAUGUUGAUCAAAGGCACAUUGAUCUCAGCUGUCUUGGUAAAUUUUAUGCAAUGGAAAAAGUCUGUCAUUAAUGGAUGUGUAAAUUUCAAUUGAUAAGUGAUUGCAUAUGAAGAGUUUGUUUGUGGUAUCAUGCCAUCAGAAUAUAUCAUCUGCUAGUUGCAGGAAACUUAGAAUGUCAUUAACUGCUCCGGGAAGGAUACAAUAGUAUGAGAAUCAUUCCUUCGGUGUGAUCUGCACCAGUCCUACUUCAGAUUGUAAAUGUGAUGCUCGUAGAAGUGGCAGGCCAUAUUAAAACAAGCCAAGUUUCAUGUUUACAGUGGUGAAGUUUAGCCUUAUCAUCUACCUUUGCUGCAGAUCCACUGAGUUUGUCUUUACAAUAUUUCAGUAACUAGUUUUGUGUUAGGCAACUUGCAUUAGAGGUCACAGUUUGAUGGUAAAGAAUUUUGCAGUUCAUGCUGUAGACCAAUUGUUUGGUGUGGUUGUGUUGAAAUUCCUGCCAGGCGUUGCUGCUGAGGCAUCAUGCUAAAAGGAAUUCUCCUUGCCUCUUCAGACUAUUUGGUCUAUCCUACAAGUUUUGCCAUCACCUCCAAAUUGCUAUGCUGUUUUGUCAAGGCUUUGGACACCAUGAGUCUGAAGCACUGAACUGAUUUGUUAAAUCCUUCAUCCCUUUCGUCCUCCUCACUUUCAGGUUUAAUGGUCAUGAAGAUUAAUGUUUCUUGGCUCCUGUUUGUAAAUGAGCAAUUAGCUAACAAUAGCAACUGAGUGACUGUUCAGGAACUAAGUAGCUGUAUGCAAAUUAUUCUUAGUUGCUUCUGUAUAAAGCAGAUAUUUUUUUGUGUGUGUUCUUGCCAAUCCUCUGUGCAAGUCUGACCUCUGUUAUCAUUGACUUGCCAAUCAUGUCAAGGGUAUUUAAAAUAAUGUCCAGUAAUUUGAUAGACACAGAAUUUAUCUUAGUACUUUUUUUUAUAAAAAAGUAUGAGUACUACUAUGCUGUCGAGUUAUUUUUUCUUGUAAGUACAAUCUGUAAAUAUGCUCCUCUAGUGAUUAUGUUAAAAGAACUCUAUGAAUAAUGACGUGUACAUUCAAAUUUCAGCUCGUGUAUUGUAGUCAAUAAUUUAUGAUUGGAAUGGCUGUGUUACCGGCCCUGUGUAUACUAGCUUUUGUAAAAUAGACAUUUCUAGAAAUAUGGCAAUACUAUAAUGGGUGA